This is a messenger RNA of Callithrix jacchus (white-tufted-ear marmoset), 1691 nucleotides long. It is a transcript of the gene TCEA3, whose product is annotated as transcription elongation factor A3. Lineage: Eukaryota; Metazoa; Chordata; Mammalia; Primates; Cebidae. Gene Ontology annotation, molecular function: zinc ion binding; nucleic acid binding. Gene Ontology annotation, biological process: DNA-templated transcription; transcription elongation by RNA polymerase II. The record is from RefSeq and is a predicted model, not a curated record. Gene Ontology annotation, cellular component: nucleus.
ACACACACAAAAGGAUUCCAGCGCACAGAGUUGCCUCCACUUGGGCAUAGGCGCGGAACUGGGUCUUCCCGUUUUGAGCUGCAACGGUGCGGAGACCCGGGAGCCCAGAACGUUUCCCGGAUCCCCCGGGACACCCCCGGGCGCCCUCUGUGCCACAACCGCCGCCUGCCUGUGGCUGGGGACACAGCCAGCUCUCCAGAGAGACCUCCUCCCCAAAUCUCCCUUCGGCCCCCCGGCUCCCCUGGAAGGGACAGAGGAGGAGGGCCCCUUCUCGCAGCCUCGUCCCUCCCCUGAGGCCCGACCGGCCGGCGCAGGCAAUCAGUGCCCGGGCGAGUCCUUGAAGUCUAUAUUUAGUGCCCGCCACCCCUCCCCCGCACAGUUGGGAGGCGGGCGGGGGGUGGGGGAGAGCCCCGCCCCCGCCGGGCGUGUGUGUUUGGGGCCCGCGCGGGUUGCGCGCCCUCCGCCUUCGCACCUCCUGCCCCCGAGGUUCGACUGCUGCCCCCGCACCCCUCGCCCCGCCAGGCGUCGCGGGCCAACAUGGGCCAGGAAGAGGAGCUGCUGAGGAUCGCCAAAAAGCUGGAGAAGAUGGUGGCCAGGAAGAAAACGGAAGGGGCCCUGGACCUUCUGAAGAAGCUGCACAGCUGCCAGAUGUCCAUCCAGCUACUACAGACAACCAGGAUUGGAGUGGCUGUUAAUGGGGUCCGCAAGCACUGCUCAGACAAGGAGGUGGUGUCCCUGGCCAAAGUCCUCAUCAAAAACUGGAAGCGGCUGCUAGACUCCCCUGGACCCCCAAAAGGAGAAAAAGGAGAGGAAAGAGAAAAAGCAAAGAAGAAGGAAAAAAGGCUUGACUGUUCAGUCUGGAAGCCAGAAGCAGGCCUUUCUCCACCAAGGAAAAAACGAGAAGAGCCGAAAACCAGGAGAGACUCUGUGGACUUCAAGUCUUCUGCCACCUCCUCUCCAAAAAGGCCAUCAGUGGAAAGAUCAAACAGCAGCAAAUCAAAAGCGGAGAGUCCCAAAACACCUAGCAGCCCUUUGACCCCCACGUUUGCCUCCUCCAUCUGCCUCCUGGCCCCCUGCUAUCUCACAGGAGACUCUGUCCGGGACAAGUGUGUGGAGAUGCUGUCAGCAGCCCUGAAGGCGGACGAUGAUUACAAGGACUAUGGAGUCAACUGUGACAAGAUGGCAUCAGAAAUCGAAGAUCAUAUCUACCAAGAGCUCAAGAGCACGGACAUGAAGUACCGGAACCGCGUGCGAAGCCGCAUCAGCAACCUCAAGGACCCCAGGAACCCCGGCCUGCGGCGAAAUGUGCUCAGUGGGGCCAUCUCUGCAGGGCUCAUAGCCAAGAUGACGGCAGAGGAAAUGGCCAGUGAUGAACUGAGGGAGUUGAGGAAUGCCAUGACCCAGGAGGCCAUCCGUGAGCACCAGAUGGCCAAGACCGGUGGCACCACCACUGACCUCUUCCAGUGCAGCAAAUGCAAGAAGAAGAACUGCACCUAUAACCAGGUGCAGACACGCAGUGCUGAUGAGCCCAUGACUACCUUUGUCUUAUGCAAUGAAUGCGGCAAUCGCUGGAAGUUCUGCUGAUGGAACAGCCAGGACUGACAUGAACAAGGUGAGGAAGAACAAAGAGGAAGCACUAAACUGUCUGAACUGGAGAAGCAAUAAAAAUUAAAGUGAAGGAAAAUACUGAA